AUGUCUGUUACUGCAAAGAAUUGCGAUAUUACAUAUGCUAUCGGAAAAGAUACUAAAAUCCCUGCUGUUGCAUUGGGUACCUGGAAAGCUGCUCCAAAUGAAGUGUACACUGCCGUUUUAGAAGCAUUGAAAGCUGGUUACAGACAUAUUGAUGGUGCUGCUAUCUAUUGUAACGAAGAAGAGGUUGGAAAAGCUAUCAGGGACUCUGGAAUUCCAAGAAAAGAUAUCUUUGUGACCACCAAGUUGUGGGGUACUGAACAAAGAAACCCACUCCGUGCCUUAGAUUCUUCUCUCAAGAGAUUAGGCUUAGAUUACGUUGACUUAUAUUUGAUGCAUUGGCCAGUUGCAUUGAAAGCUGAUUCCAUCACUGAUAAUGACCUAUUGACAAUUCCAAAAUUACCAUCUGGUAAGACCGAUAUUGAUAUUGAAAAUUGGAACUUUAUUAAGACUUGGGAAUUGAUGCAAGAAUUACCAACAUCUAAAGCCAAAGCUAUUGGUGUUUCCAACUUCUCCAUAAAUAACUUAAAUGAACUAUUAGCUGCACCAACUACCAAGACUAUUCCAGCUGCUAACCAAUUUGAAAUUCACCCAUUAUUACCCCAAAAUGAAUUGAUUAAAUAUUGUCAAGACAAAAAGAUUAUCGUUGAAGCCUAUUGUCCACUAGGUGGUUCCAAUGUUCCACUUGUUACCAACCCAGUCAUUACUGAAAUUGCAACAAAGCUUGGUGUUAAUGCAGGUCAAUUAUUGAUUUCUUGGGGUAUCCAGAGAGGUUACGUUGUUUUACCAAAAUCUGUAAGAAAGGAAAGAAUCGUCACAAAUUUCCAAACUAUUACAAUUCCAGCUGAAGAGUUUGAAAAAAUGAAUAAUUUAACUAAGGAAUUUGGUGUUCAAAGAUCUGUUAAUAUUGAUUUCUCUCCAUUCCCAACUUAUCAAUAA
Messenger RNA from Tetrapisispora phaffii CBS 4417, 936 nucleotides. RefSeq lists its product as uncharacterized. Gene Ontology annotation, cellular component: cytosol. Bases 1 to 936 code for a protein of 311 amino acids. The transcript has a single exon. The record is from RefSeq and is a predicted model, not a curated record. Gene Ontology annotation, molecular function: aldose reductase (NADPH) activity. NCBI's taxonomy places the organism in Eukaryota, Fungi, Ascomycota, Saccharomycetes, Saccharomycetales, Saccharomycetaceae.